Molecule: messenger RNA, 1419 nt
Organism: Ichthyophthirius multifiliis
Lineage: Eukaryota; Ciliophora; Oligohymenophorea; Hymenostomatida
Product: REJ domain protein
Exons: 1
Source: RefSeq, a predicted model, not a curated record
AUGUCAAGUAUUUCUAAUCAUGGUAAUAAAGAAUUAAAAUAAAUUACUUGGUCACUCAUUUCUUCUAAUGCAUAUACGGCGGAUGAAAUAGCUUAAAUAAAUACGUAAAUCUAAUAAUAAAAUAACUAAUUAUUUUUAUAAUUAUAGCCUUUAUAAUUGAAAAAACAAGGAUAAUACUAGUUCUAAGUAGAUGUAAUUUCCUAUUUUAACCAAAUAGGUACUGCCAAUAUAAUAAUCUAAACCUUACCAGAUACAUCAAUUUAUAUAAGAGUAAAAACAAAUCCAAAUUAAAUAUAAAGAAGCAAUUUAGUGAAUAUAAAUGUUUAUUUCAAUCUUUAUUAAUGUCAAGAUGAUGGAGAAACAUCUUAUAAAUAAACAGAUGCAUAUCAAGUAUAAAUCAAAUAAAAAGACAAUUUAACUGAAUAAUUAAACAUUAAUUCCACAUAAAUACUUUAAGAAAAAUAAUUUUAAUUUUAAAUUUAGCCUUUUAUUAUGAAAGUAAACACAACAUAUAAUAUAUAAAUUACUGUUUCUUUAAAAUCUAAUCCUACUAUUACCGAAUAAAUAGUAUUCCCAAUAUAGGUUCUUUCUGAUGUUCAUUCGGUUUAAAUUUUAGGAGGAAAUAGAUAAUAAUAAUUUUCUUAAAGUUUUAAUCUCGAAGGAAAAGUAGAUGAUCCUAAUUUAUCCCCUAAUGAAAAAAUUUCAUUAAAAGAAACUAAUUAUGGAAUAAAUUUAAAAUGGUAAUGCAUAAAUCUAAUUAUUGGUGAUGAUUGUAGAGAUUCAUAAAAUAAUUUAAUUAUUUCUAAUGUAACAUAAAAUCUAUAAAUUACCAUAUAAUAAAAAAUGUUAGAACCUUUUUAAUAAUAUUAAUUUAUACUUUCAGGAACAAAAGAUGGAAUAACUAUUUUUGAUUAAAUUAUAAUAUCUAUAAUUGAUUAUGAGGUACCUUUUGUUUAAUCUAAUAUUUCUAUCAACAACUCUUAAAAUAGAAUCAAUUUAAAUUAAGAAAUAUUUAUUUAGUUUGAUUUUGAAUAGGUUAUUAAUAUUGAUAACUUAAUAAUUACAGGAUUUAUUUUUUAUUAAAAUUAUAAAAAGAAUAUAAUAAUAUUAGGUUAAAAUUAAUUUAUAUUAUAAGUCUGGGAAUUAUUUUUUGACUUUUUAGAUGAAAAAUAAAAUCAAUUUGAAUUAAAAUUUUCAAUUAGAAACAUAAAUUAUGUAGUACCUACAUUAAUAUCUUAUACUUUAUAUGCUAAUAUACCUCCUUAAUAGUGUAUUUUUGAUUAAACUACAGAUUAUAAAGUUAGAAAUCUUUAAGACAAAAUAACUCUUUAAAUAAAUGAUGUAUUGAUACCGAUUAACCUCUAUCUUAUUCUUUCUAUUUUUAUAAAAAUUAAGAAUAAUAUGAUAAUGAAAUAUUGA